Rotaria sp. Silwood2 is the source of this 279-nucleotide messenger RNA. The record is from the annotation of a GenBank genome assembly. Lineage: Eukaryota; Metazoa; Rotifera; Eurotatoria; Philodinida; Philodinidae.
AUGCAACAAGCUUCACCGAUAAAAGUUAUUAAUGAUUUAGCUCGACGAAAUAAAAUAUUUGUUGAAUAUCGACUGGAAAAAGAGUCGGGUCCAGCUCAUGCAAAAAUAUAUACGGUUCGACUGUAUGUGGGUGAUAAAGACUACGUUGGUACUGAGCGUAGUAUUAAAUUAGCACAGCGUGCAGCUGCUCAAUUAGCUCUUGAUGACCACCGAAAUUUACUAAUAACAAAUAAUUAUGAUCAAGAUAUUUCACAAACAAAUGGUAAGAUUUAUUCUUGA